AUGAGUUACAACUCGAUCACCACCAUUCAGCAUGGACCGCCAGCCCUCACACCAAGAUUCCGACUCCUCGAUUUGGCGCCCGAGAUACGUCUGAUGGUGCUGAAAGAACUAUUCCAACCCAUUCGUCUCGAGCUCCAGGAUCGCAAUUGUCAAUGCCACGACGCCGAAGGCCGCCUGAUGACCGUUGAACAAAUCCGACAACAAGUCCCCAGUGUGCUUCUCGUCAACAAACUCAUCUACUCCGAAGCAAUCGGUCUGUACAAAGCGUGGCCAGUGUCUCUAGUCACGUACGACAUUCUACCGAACGACGCGCUCACCCGAGUCAUCGCCAAAGGAUUUCAGAGAGUUACUCAGAUGUUCGUCGACGAAGAGACAGUCAUCCUCCCCGAGCGCACUCUGCUACCAGCUCUGCAAGAAGUCAUCAUCCACCUCUGCUGGGACGACGAAUACGGCACUGCAGACAACCUCGAUUUUGGCGUGACUAAGGAGAACCUGCUCGAGAAUAUCCUGAAGAGAUUCGACGCAACCAACAUCGCCCAUGCCAUCAAACAGGCCAAGGAGGAAGGAGAUCUGCCAUACCGCUUGCUGACCGAGACGGAGUACAUGUUGUGCUGUGAGCAUGAUCAUUGUGAUCCUGUAUGGUGGCAGGAGAUUCGUGUUGACGUUGAGACUCGUGACUUUUUGUACGUCGGUAACACCGAUCCCACCGAACACGAACCCGGCUGUCCUGGUACUCCUGAAGAUGGUGACGACGAGAACGGAGAAGGGGCUGAACCCGCGAACGUGGAAGACGGAGGGGUUUCGGUCGCUGUGGAGGGCGAUGAGAACAAGGAGAAUGUCGAGGCCAUCGCUGUGUAA
Molecule: messenger RNA, 858 nt
Organism: Cyphellophora attinorum
Lineage: Eukaryota; Fungi; Ascomycota; Eurotiomycetes; Chaetothyriales; Cyphellophoraceae
Exons: 2
Coding region: 1-858 (285 amino acids)
Source: RefSeq, a predicted model, not a curated record